ACAGGCACAUGCCCUGCUAGAUAGGGGUGCAGUGGUCUGCAUGCCAUCACAUAAUGCCCAGCACUGUGCCCCCAUCCUGGCACACUCCUCAUGAGCCUGCUGCCUAUAAUCCUCCUGAUUGGGAUCUGCAUUGUGAAGACAAAGACUAGGAGGGGAUCUCAUGGUCUGUCAUUACUGUAAUCUCGCUGGAGGGAGGGGAGACAUUACUACUCCGUGCAGCAGAGAGGAGGGGGGGAUUAGAGGAAUGGGGAUCCUCCAGGCUGAUCUCAUCUCACCAGGAGCCACCCUGCAGCACCACGGGGACAGGUUCUGUCUAGGACAAGGUGCCACAGAAGAGGAGGCUGCCCACUGACAGAGGCCACAGUGAAUAACUGGAAAACCAAAAUGUACAGUAUAUUAAAAUCAACUAAGAGAGCCAAAUCUGAUACACUGAAAUAUAUGCAAUGAACGCUCUAUUUGAAAGCUGCUUAACUUCUGAAGGGAAUUAUAUCUGUCCUGCAAGUGUCACCUUAAAGAUAAUCAAAUGUGACUCAUUCCUGUGAGAUUUCUGCAGCUGAAGGAUUGCACGUACAACAUCCAUUGACGUCUAGUCAGCGGUGCUGAGCCUAGGAGAUACUAGAUACUCUUAGAUAAAAAAAAAUCCCCCAUUUACCAGUUAUGUGGACUAAAGUUGAGCCACUGUCCUAAAUGUGAAGAAUGGGCCGAACAUGAUUAGUAAACUGUGAACUGCAAUUUUAGAUAUUCUGUUUUUUAAGGUAUUUUCUGGAGAAUAAUUAUUUUUCAGUAACACUAAAUACAGACAACAGAGCUAACUCUUUUUAUUGGAACUGGAUAGUAAAACAAUUACAAGAAUCCUUUCUGAGCAAACAUUGGAGGUUGAACAUAGCAAGAAGUUCAAGAGUUCAGUUUUAUGUGGUGCAGUCCUGACACACCUCUCAGCUCUCAGAAUCAAGAUCAGCAGUGUGUGAAAGGCGCAGUGUUGAAACAAACCGUAUCUGGUGUAAUGCCAGAAAAACAGCAGUGACACAAGAAAAUCAACAGCAAAAGCUCCAAGGUUAUGUGACAGCAGUCUGCAGAAACCACGAAUAUGGAUACUGCCUUGUCUAUUGCUCCUUACCCCAGUGACUUGAAGGUAAAUGAUGGAAGCAAAGGGACCUCUACAAGGAGGACAUGUGAGUACAGUGUGGCCCCUGGAGAUGGGUUGGAGGCAAGCUCUGAAAAACAUGCACACGGCAGUGAAAAAGACUGCUUACCCCACACCAAUGGUGGCUACAGUCUUGAGUCUGACACUGUUGUACAGCCUAUGCUUAGUUUGGAAAUUUCUAGGCAAGUAACCUCUAAUGAUGCUGAGGACAUAUCAGUCUCUGAACCACUGAGUGAAGGUAGCAUGGCACUGAGUGGAAGUCAGUGGGAUAUGAACAAUGUGUCGGAAUUGGAAGAGGAUGGUGAAGAAAGAAGUUUAUCCGAAUCCAUCUCAAUCAGUGAAUAUCUACAAGCUCAAACAAGACAAUCUAAUGCAGAUUUUGGAAUCAAUAAAACUGAAGGGAAUCUGGAGAGAAAUAUUUUAACUGGUAACACUGAAACCCCUGGUGAACCAGACCUGGUGAUUGAGGUGACUGGGGGGCAAAGGAUUAAAGCACAUAAGUCCAUUUUGGCUGAGAAGAGUGAUUAUUUCAGGGCCCGAUCAUCAAGAGACAUUCUUAAAAUUAAGGGUGUAAGUUACCAGACUUUACAGCUGCUCGUGGAUUAUAUUUACAGCUCAAAACUGGAAGUGAAGCAAGAAAAUGUGGUGGAGGUGAUCAGUGGGGCAAAGUUCCUGCAGAUCCCAUGUGCCGUGCAGUGUGCCAUGGACAGUAUGAGGUCCCAGAUAUCACUCAAGAACUGCUAUCAGGUGCUCUAUAUUGCAAAAAAGCAAAGACUAAAUGAGCUCAAGGAAGCUGCUUACAAAUUUAUGAGCGACCAUUUUCUACAGGUUCUUAGAGACCCAAAUGUCUAUGGCAGACUGACAGGUGCAGAAAGAGACUUAAUUUUACAACGUAGAAUGGAUGGAAAGCAGUGUUUGGUGGUGGCCGAAAUUAAUGAUGCUUUUGAACGAAUGAGCAGUAGUAGUAGACCUCAAAGCCGAGAGAGCAGUAGACCACAGAGCCCUUCAUCAGUUUUUUCCAUUGAAGAUGAUGGAACUACUUAUCAGGUCCAUUGCUUCACCGAAUCCACAAGGGGAUGGCGGUCCUUGACAAAGAUUCCAGAGGAGGCAAACACUAAAGGUUGUGGAGUAUGUGUUCUGUAUAACUAUUUGUUCAUUGCUGGGGGAAUUAAAGGUAGCGGUGAAAAAGCAAAACUUUCUGACCAAGUAUUUUGCUACAACCCUUUGACUGACACCUGGGAUAAGGUCCGAUCACUCUCCCAACCACGAUCACAGUUGAAACUUAUUGCUCUAGAUGGUUAUUUAUAUGCUAUUGGUGGAGAGUGCCUAUUCACAGUGGAAAAAUAUGACCCCCGUCUUGACCGUUGGAGCUCAGUAGCUUCAUUACCUAAGGGUGCUUUUGCUGUGGCCCAUGAAGCUACAACAUGUAAUGGUGAGAUAUAUGUAUCAGGUGGGACUCUUUUUUACCGUCUACUCAAAUAUGAUCCCAAACAUAAUGAAUGGCAAGAAUGCCCUUACAAUAACAGCCGCCGAAGGUCUGCUGGUAUGGUAUCCCACAAAGGCUGCAUAUACCGAUUUGAUAUCAGUCGUGAGCAUGGCCUUAGUGUUUUCACCUAUAAUUCAAUGGCCAGGCACUGGAGUGAUGGGGUCAACCUACAUCCUGGUCCAGGGCCACCUCCUCCCAGUUUGCCAUUUCGCUGCACAGUCAUGGGGGGCAACAUCUAUUGCUUGAACAGAGCUGUAACACUAGGAGUGCCACUGCCACCAGAAGGAACUGGAGGAGAAAUGGGUAGUUGUCAGCUUGAGCUCUUUCCCUCACCAGAAGAAGCAAAAGGGGUCCUAUUUCCGUUUGUUCUCUAUUUGCCUGAGAAUAGAUCCUACCAUUAAGACCAAGACUAUACUGCGUAUGUGUCUUGCUUUAUUGGCAUGUUUUUAAAUGUCUGUCUGUAUCAUUGAACACAUUAAUGCCAGGUUUACAGUAUUUCCUGCAAUGCAUGCCUAUCAGUGUACAAAGAUCAUGAAUACACAUAUAUGCAUUAUUGGAGAUUCCCUAGAACCAGCCUACAGACCUUUACCAAGACGAAUUUUGCAUGUGUUAGUUAUUGUUAUGUAUUUACAGUCUAAUGAACCUUGUGAUGGGGACGUUUGAUAUGGUCAAGAAAACAAUAAAUGGAGAUAAACUAACCUGGAUUUUAAGAAUAGCUGCUAAAAUCUAGAGCCAAGUGUUAAAAGAAACUAUUAUACACUUCAGUUAUUACCAUAUGCUCUAGUGAUGAUAUCACUGUUGACAUUGGAGCGUAGAUGGGAAACAAUGGUGUGAUCAAUGAUAACCAUUUAGAUGAUAGCCUUUGUUUUCCCAAACCUAUAGAAUGACAGUGCCAGUAACAACAUUACUGCUCUUAUAUGUGCUACUAUGUUCAUAACCCUCAAUAUUAUUAUUUGUAUAAUGUGAUGACACUGUGGGUCACAAAUACAAACUACUGCAAAUUGAAUGUAUGUCUAUGACAACCAGACAACAGCAUCCCUUAUCCCCGUAACAGGACCCCUACCUUCCAUGUGCCGUUUAUAUGCUUGGUAUUUUCAUGAUUUUUGGGCCCACCUUAAAGUGGCACUGUGCUUUAGGAAAACCUUUGAUAUGUUAUUGUGCAAGUGCUCAGACCCCCGCUGAUAGAGGAAAGAGAAGCAAUCAUUCAACUGCUGUUCAACCAUCAACCUUCUUCUGUCUAAGGGUACGACCAUACAUUCAGGUUUCUGCACGCAGUUUUGGAAGCCAAAAUCAGGAGUGGAUCAUAAAAGGAGAGAAAGUAUAAAGGACAAAUAGACGUCUCAUUUUUGGUUUUAGCUUCCAAAACUGCAUCAAGUAACCUGACUGUGUGGUCGUACCUUAAUGUGUAUAGCCACCUUUAGGCACCAGGGUCCUACUGCUACCUUUUCACUCCUUAUUACUGUGCUCCUAUUCUAGCUAUUUCUCAAUUACUAUGGGCUGCACCACAGUUUU
Molecule: messenger RNA, 4142 nt
Organism: Bufo bufo (common toad)
Lineage: Eukaryota; Metazoa; Chordata; Amphibia; Anura; Bufonidae
Gene: KBTBD11
Product: kelch repeat and BTB domain containing 11
Exons: 2
Coding region: 1088-3031 (647 amino acids)
Molecular function (GO): protein binding
Source: RefSeq, a predicted model, not a curated record